GCGUGUCAGCAGCUGACGUUGUCCCUAGUCGGUUCAAAGCUCGAGACAGUCUGUAUCUGUGGCGAGACACCCAGGGUAACAAAGUUUAACUGAGGUUUAAUGUGUACAUUAUAGUCUUGAUGUACCUGGAUAGUUGUACGUUCUGACAUCAUGAGACUAUUUCUGUGACCCUUGGUGCCUCCUGACUCCGGGACUUCAGCGUCGCAGGUAUAGCGAGCUGCUGUCAAGCACUGUGACCUGUGACCUCUCUACCUUGUCCCUAACCUUCCACCUUGUGACAUGGCGCUGCGGCUUAUCUUUGUGGGAAUCACGUUAGUGUUUAUCGUUUACAGUCUCGGCGCCGUUGUUCCCUCCGGCCAUCGAAGCCGAACAAAGCGCACGCUACUGCAGGCGUGUGAACUGAUCCGUGUCCACACCAACCGCGGUUGCUUCGACUACUACCAGUAUGGCUGCUUCUGCGGCCUGGGCAACGCUGGCACUCAGGAGCCGCUUGACGAUGUCGACGAGUGUUGCAGACAACAUGACCGGUGUUACGGGCAAGUGACGUGUCUGUGGUUCUACCCGCAGUUUGUGGGAUUUGACUACACGUGCACGGAGAACGGCACGUGCACCUGUACAGAUGACCAGCUGUGGAGUCCGUGUGCCCGCAGUGUGUGUGACUGUGAGCUGACGUUCGCGCAGUGUUUGGGGAACGCGCGAUACAACGGACAACUGCGCAACUACGACUGGCGUCAGUGCGUCAGCCACGAGCAACCACAUCUCAGCAGUCCGUAGUAAGAAACCAAAAAAAAACUAUUUACUGAUGCGUUACAGAGGAAUACAAGGUCCAUGUGCUUUAGCUAAUUGAUCAAAAUAUUCCUCCUUUUUGUAGCAAUCGUGCUUUACAAGCCCUAUUUAUGUUGUAAUGGACCAAACAACAAGGCUUAUUUAUGCCAUAAUGAACAUAAAGUAAGGCUUAUUUAUGCUGGAAUGGACCAGAUAACUCUUCAUAUGUUCAUAUGAAAGUUUCGUUAAACGAAAUGCUUUAUAAAUCGUGUUUUUUCUCAGGAAACUGUUUGUGUGCAAGUGUGCAAUCAAACAUAACGCUAUCAUUUAAAAAAGCUUGAAUUUUGCAAUAAGUAUUGGGUUCUCAAAUCAUUCUUGUCGCAUUCCAGCUGUUUCUUUUUUUAUUAGUGUAAAUGCUCAGAAAAUUGUCUGUAAGAUGGUGUGAAUACGUUUUCGACUGUUUGUAAGUAGCUGCGUAGGUAUUUAUGUACAACAAACUUUCCGUUCUCUUUCAGUUUAAGCGAUUGCUUCAUAUGGUGCUGUAUGCAUUUUUUCCCCUUCUUUGAUCAUUAAAGAUAAGUCAGCAUGUAAUCUUGAGGUAUAUGAAUCGCUAUAACCCAAGAAAACAAUAGUGUUGACAACAAACAACUAACUCUUUUUCUAAAAAAAAAAAAACGUCCGUCGCUUGCUUUUAUUUGCUCGCCUUUCUAUGGCGCACAACAGACAAUCAAAGCCUUCUUGAUAAUUCGUUUGUCGAAUUAUAAUCAGCUUCUAAGGUUUUUCAAUUCAUGCAUUUUCCAGUAUUAGAACCAGAACAAAUGAGCUCAACUGCUUUUAGGUAAAGCAUCUUUGGAGAAUUGCUUAUGUAAUUUCAUCUUCAUUUCGUUCAUAUUUUGUAAUGAAUUUUUCUGUCCGUCUCAGUUUUGCGUUAAUAAUGUAUCGCGCGUAUUUCUUCAAUGUUUAAUAAAAUCAAGAUGUUUGCAA
Molecule: messenger RNA, 1749 nt
Organism: Pomacea canaliculata
Lineage: Eukaryota; Metazoa; Mollusca; Gastropoda; Architaenioglossa; Ampullariidae
Product: basic phospholipase A2-like
Exons: 5
Coding region: 280-774 (164 amino acids)
Biological process (GO): arachidonate secretion; lipid catabolic process; phospholipid metabolic process
Molecular function (GO): calcium ion binding; phospholipid binding
Source: RefSeq, a predicted model, not a curated record